This is a messenger RNA of Scophthalmus maximus (turbot), 1987 nucleotides long. RefSeq names its product hydroxylysine kinase, tandem duplicate 2 (gene hykk.2). Lineage: Eukaryota; Metazoa; Chordata; Actinopteri; Pleuronectiformes; Scophthalmidae. Gene Ontology annotation, molecular function: amino acid kinase activity. The record is from RefSeq and is a predicted model, not a curated record. The transcript is spliced from 5 exons. The coding region runs from base 389 to 1459 and encodes 356 amino acids.
CAAUAUUCGGCAUGAAGUAAGGACGGUCUCCAUCACAAGUUCCCAUAGUUCAGAGAUAUCAUCUGUGAUUUUUGCUCGUUAUGGACGGAACGGCCGUCACACGAGGAGCAUUGCAAUUCCAAAAGCGAUUGUUAGUUAUUCCACAUAAUAAAAGGGGUAGCUCCAAAUCGAGCGAUCUGAUUGGCUCAUAGCCGGACGUCGAAUCAGAUUGCACAGGUCCAUAGGGUCAUAGGUGAUAGUGGACAUUUUAUGAAAAUCAUAUUACAGACGGAGUUAUGGUCUGAUAAAUAUGAGGACAGCUCAUCUGAUGCAUUACAAUAUCCCCAGGAAAUAAUCUGCUCAUAAGUUUUGCAAAUUCCUACUUUUACUGAAAACCCCUGCAGCAUUGAUGUUGGCGAAAAAUGCCAAGCCCAACUUCAGCCAGUCUCAGGCGUCUGAGAUGGUGCAGAGGGUCUUCAGGCUGACGCCAGCAGAGAUCCGCCCGUUGCCCAGCUACGACGACCAAAACUUCUAUUUGGCAACCGUGGAGGGUGGCGAGUACGUCUUGAAGAUCAUGAACUCAGAGGACAGUAAGAACCACAAGCUGAUCGAGAUGCAGACAUACGCCAUGUCCUUCCUGCACCAGAAUGGACUUCCUGCCCAAACAGCCCUGCCCACUGCUUCAGGACAGCUCAUGAGUCUGGAAGAAAUGGAUUGUGGCUAUGGCUGUCAAAAGUACAUGGUGCGGGUGUUGAAUCAUCUGCCUGGAACUACUGUUUCCAAGGUUCCUCUAACACCACAGUUAUUAUACGAUAUCGGCAAGACAGCAGCCCGAAUGGACAAAAUCCUGAAAGAGAUGGCACACCCUGAACUCAGUGCGCUGCAGAGGGACAAGUUCAUAUGGAGUCUGUCAAAUGUGACCCUCCUGGAAGGAUACCUGAAUGUGCUAGAUGGAGAUCCUCUUCAGCAGGUCAUAAAGUCCGUCAUUCAUCUGUACAAGAGCUCUGUGGUCGCAAAAUACCCCAAUUUCCGCAAAUGCAUUAACCACGGCGAUUUCAAUGACCUCAAUGUGCUUGUGCAACCUGAUGAGAGUGACGGCCACAGGAUCACUGGCAUCCUUGACUUUGGGGACUUGAACAGCGGCUACUACAUUCAUGAGUUAGCCAUCACCAUCAUGUACAUGAUGAUGGAGCACCCUAACCCCAUUGAGGUGGGUGGACUUGUCCUGGCGGGCUGGGAAAGUGUCCUUCCCCUCAACGAGGAGGAGAAAGAAUGUCUCUUUGUGCUGGUGCUGUCGCGCUUCUGCCAGUCUUUGAUUUUGGCUCGUUACUUUGUGACCUUGCACCCUGAAAAUGAAGAGUACCUGAUGAUUUCCUCCAGGAAGGGCGUCGGAAUUCUCCGUCAAGUGUGGGAGCUCGGUAAGGAGCAGGUGGAGAAGGUCUGGUUCCAAAGUGCUGCUCAGUUCAGUGACAGACAGUGAGAGAAGCCAUUCAAAAAUUUUAAACCACAACAGGAUGAUUCCCCCGAACCUUUUGUACAAAUUAAUCAAUUACAAGAUCAAACUUAAAAAUAAAUAAAUAAUUAACAUGUUAGAAUAGAUGAGGAAAAUAGAAUUGAGAUGUUUAAAAUAACCCCCUUGAGAUUGAGACAUACAUUAAAUAGGAAUACUGCAGUGGGUCUGAAUUAGAGAUUAGUAGAUUAAUAACUGUGCUGGAGGGGGUAUGUAUGGUAACAAUGGAUCAUUUACUAUAAAAGCAAAAGUUUCCAUCAAACUAACCAAUAGAGUAACAGUACAAAGCAUUUAGGGAAAAGUACCGUAUAGGGAGUCCAUGGUUGUUGAAUCAGGAUCAACUUGGUUGUAGUUAAGUAGGGCUGCAACACACCAUUAUUUUCAUAAUCGAUUAAUCGAUUAGUUGUUUGGUCCAUAAAUGUCAUAAAAUGGUGAAAAAUGUGGAUCGUGUUUCCCAUUAACCCCGAUAUGAUGUUUUGUUUUUUCCACAAACCAAAG